AUGGCACGUUGCAUCUGGGCUUUGUCGGACGAGGAGGUUGUUGAUCAUAUGGCCGACAACAAGGAACCAAAUGCCAAGAAUUUCAACUUUGAGAUGGAGGAAUGUUUGAGUCAAGAGCAAUUCUCACUGAUGGUGGUGACACUAUGGUCUAUUUUUAAGGGAGGCACAACCACAGAGCCGACGGCGGCCUGCACGACGACGACUCCGAUGGAUUCUGCAGUCCUCCAGUUCAGGCUAGACUACGAGCAAGUCAAGCGCCUUAGCGUCGACGAUGUCGUCUGCUCUGAGGCCGUCUCCGUCGGCCAACACCUGUGGAGGAUCGACUGUUACCCGCGGGGACCAGAAAAGUACUCCGACAAGGACAAUGGAAAUUAUGUUUCCCUGUACCUUAGGCACAUGAGCAGCUCCAGAAGCGUACAUGCAAUCUUCGACGCCUUCUUGAUGGACGGAAACGGCGACCCAUCAGAAGCACGAAAGACGACUCGACUUCAUAAGUUCGAAAUCAAGGGCGACCCUUUAAGGCGUGACGACUGGGGAUGUCAUCGGUUCGUGGCCAGAACGGUCCUUGAGGAAAACUAUGUUAUUGACGGGCACAUCACGUUCGUAUGCACCGUCAUCGUCAUGCGUGAUACACCUGUCACCGUGCCGCCUUCCGACAUCGGGAACCAACUCGGCUGCUUACUGGAUCAGCCACAUGGGACGGACGUGUCGUUCACCGUUGACGGAGAGACAUUCCCGGCGAACCGAGCGAUUCUUGCAGCCCGCUCGCCCGUCUUCAAGGCAGAGCUUUUUGGGUCCAUGGCCGAAGCUGCAAUGUCAUCCAUCACGCUGCAUGAUAUCAGAGAAUCCCUGCUAGCAUUGAAGACCAAGACUACAGUGGCAUUGAGACAGCACCCAGAGUUCUUUGCCAUCAGCAUGGCGUGGCGGCUGAGAGGCGUGUAG
Messenger RNA from Aegilops tauschii subsp. strangulata, 942 nucleotides. Lineage: Eukaryota; Viridiplantae; Streptophyta; Magnoliopsida; Poales; Poaceae. The record is from RefSeq and is a predicted model, not a curated record.